AUGGCUGAAGCAGCAGUUUCCNUCCAAAGGCUAAAAGCCGGAGUAGUUGAUCCAGUAGUUCUAAAUAUAGAUAGAAGAAUCCCGAAUGAACAAGCAUCCACAAAUGUCGAUUCAUUCAAGCAAGAGAGUGCAACAAUCCUUUCCUUUGACACUGUACUGGUGAGAGGGAAAGAGCGCUCCUGCCCUUUACCCAAACAGUACAAGAAUGGCAAUCCACCUAUUGGUGUGCUGCUGCCCUCAACCGACCUGAUCGUCCCAAUCCGGUUGAUUGUUGCAGAGCGGCUUUUUGAUCUUCUCAAAGAAGAAGUAGUUUUCCUGAAAAAUGUCCAGGAACAAGUUGAAGGAGUGGGAAACGAGCUUGUUCGGAUGAAGUGUUUCCUGAAGGAUGCAGAUAUGAAGCAAGUGGAAGAGCAAUCCGCAACAAUCCGCAACUGGGUAUCUGAAAUCAGAUCAGUUGCCUACCAUGCUGAGGAUGUGAUUGAAAUAUUCAUCUACCAAGUUGCGUCCCUAGAACGAAAGAGCUUCUUCAUUAAGUGUGCCCUUUUCCCUAAGAAGCUAUUUUGGCUUCACAAAGUAGGGAAAGAGAUUGAGUCGAUUCAGAGCAGAAUUUUUGAAAUAUCCAACAGCCGGGAGAGAUAUGGCAUCAUGUCAUAUCAAGGGCUCGGAAUUGGGGAAGGGUCGAGCACAACACGCGAGAAGAUGCGUGAAUUGCGACGCUCCUCUCCUUUGGUUGCCAAUAAGGAUGUUGUUGGCCUAAAGAAGCAUGUGAACGCCGUCGUGUCAAUCCUUCUAAAGGAGGACAAACGGCUUCGUGUUGCUUCAAUUGUGGGUAUGGGUGGCCUCGGUAAGACGACUCUUGCCAAAGAAGUUUAUAACGAAGCUCACAUCAGAGACCAGUUUGACUGUCAGGCAUGGGUUUAUGUAUCCCAAGAUUAUAAACCCGCGAAGAUCAUCAAGGAACUCAUUUUACAACUGGCAAAUCCAGAAGAAGAUAAAGUGAAGAUUGUGAAAACAAUGGACAAAUUAUCAGUGGCUGGCUUGGAGGAAAUGCUCCAAAGGCGCUUGGAAGGAAAACGCUAUCUGAUUGUUCUUGAUGACAUCUGGACCAAAGAAGCAUGGGAUCUUCUUGCUAGGUCAUUUCCAGGCAAUGAUAAGUCAAGUAGAUUGCUACUUACCAGCCGCAUAAAGGAGGUUGCUUUGCACGCAGAUGCCCAUACUAUACCGUACGAACUUAAAGUAUUGAACGAGGAGGAGAGCUGGGAACUCUUUCUCAAGAAAUCAUUCCCCGAGGAAAGAGAGUGUCCAGAGGACUUGGUGGACUUGGGGAAAGAGAUUCUGGAAAAAUGUGAUGGCUUGCCACUGGCAAUCACUGUUAUAGGAGGCGUCUUAGCUGGGAAGAAGAAGCAAAGAAGUGAGUGGGAGAGGCUAAAGAGAAACCUCAGCUCACACCUUGCAGGAAGCCAAACUUAUGGCGUAUCCGCAAUUUUGGCGUUGAGUUAUCAUGACUUACCUCCCGACUUGAAAUCUUGCUUUCUCUAUUUAGGCCUUCUUCGAAAAGACAGAGACAUUUCUGUGCAGCAGCUCAAGAACCUAUGGAUUUCCCAUGGUCUUAUUCAUCAAAAUCUGGGAGAACAACAGAGAUUAGAGGACAUUGCGGAGGAUUAUCUUGAUGAGCUCAUUGGCAGAAAUAUGGUUCAAGUGAUCCUUGUUAGAGCAGAUGACAGAGUUAGAAGUUGCCGGCUCCACGAUCUCCUGCGAGACUUUUGUAUCAUGAAAGCAAAGGAAGAAAUAUUUCUCCAGGUCCAUGAUCAGAAUGCAGAUAAUAUAUCUACCGUCCUGUCUGAUCAAUCUCGACACCAUGUCCUUUACUGUCCACUCGAGAGGUACGAUUAUUUGGGAAAUUCAAAAACGUAUAUAAGAUCUCUUCUGUCCUUUGAUUCAUCAUCUGCUGAACCAUACCUUGAUCGUAUUUGUACAAGUAGUAGUUUUAAACUUCUCAAAGUGCUAUACAUAGACUCUCCUGGUUUAAAAGUUAUCUCAGAUAGUAUCGGAAAACUAUAUUCCUUGAAGUACUUAGGCAUAGGAUGGAAGACACGCAUAAAGAAGCUUCCCCGUUCGAUAAGUCGGUUGAAAAACUUGGAAACGAUUGAUAUGCCCAUGUCUAGGUAUUAUUCUGUGCUGGUUCCUAAUGUCUUGUUGAAGUUAGAGAAUCUGCGGCAUCUACUUGGUUACAUAAAUUCCCCGAGCCUAUUGAAGAUUGACCUACCCAACAAUCUCCAAAUUCUAGGCAGCAUACCUGCUAAGCACUGGAUGCAUAAUGAAAACCUGACAAGAAUGACUAAUCUCCAGAAAGUUGGUUUACUCAUUCAAGAUGAUCAUGACCUAGACAUGGAUCGAUUGUGUGAUUCACUUGCGGAGCUUAAAAACCUUCAGUCCUUGUGCUUGGAAGUAGAGGGUAGCUCGCAAAUUUCUCUGGUUGCUGGUUUAUCUAAGGUGAGUCAUAUUGUCAAGCUUAAGUUGAAGGGACGACUAGCCUCAAUGCCAGCUCAUCCUUGUGUAUUUCCGCACAACCUUUGUCAGCUGACUUUGGUGAACUCCAAGCUCCAUCCAGAUUCAAUCCAAGUGUUGGAGAAGUUAACCAACCUGUCAGUUGUAAAACUAGUUAACGCUUUUGAUAAAAGGACACACUAUGACAGUCUAACAAUAUCAGAGAAUGGGUUCCGUGGGCUCAUGUUUCUCAGGGUGGAACUACUAACUAUGACAGAAAUGAAGCUAGGGAAAGGUGCAAUGGCAGGACUCAAACGCCUGCAGAUCUUCGACUGCUACUCGUUGAGGAUGCUCCCAGAAGAGUUGAUAUCAUUGACCAACCUUGAGAAGCUGGAGAUUCGAGGAAUGCCUGAAGAAUUUUGUGCUAGGCUUCAAACUUCAGAUUUUCACAAACUUCAACAUAUUCCCAAUGUUGUGGUUGGACCUCCUAGUACAAAUGAAGAUGAACUGGAGAUUCUUGCUUUGCGUAAUGCGAUCAAGGUAGGGUUUAUGGCAUAUACGGCAGCAUUAAAGUUCAUUGAUGAGGGCGAAUGUCAAUACUGAUUGAUUCUUUUUACUAGUGCCUUUUUGGUUACUACUGUAUUUUUCUUCCACCAAGGAAUGUGAUUACUACCAGUUCGGGUACAUGUAAUUCUUUUUAUAAGUAGGGAUUAUAUUUUUGGUCCAUCAAAUGAAAGGGUCGAUCAUAUCUAGGUC
Molecule: messenger RNA, 3243 nt
Organism: Nicotiana tabacum (common tobacco)
Lineage: Eukaryota; Viridiplantae; Streptophyta; Magnoliopsida; Solanales; Solanaceae
Source: RefSeq, a predicted model, not a curated record